Molecule: messenger RNA, 910 nt
Organism: Hyaloscypha bicolor E
Lineage: Eukaryota; Fungi; Ascomycota; Leotiomycetes; Helotiales; Hyaloscyphaceae
Exons: 6
Coding region: 168-863 (231 amino acids)
Source: RefSeq, a predicted model, not a curated record
GGCAUAUUUUACGCAAGGCUGGCUCCAGUGAGCCCAAUCCAACUUAACCUACCUGUGGCCCGAUAUCUUCUCUUUCAAAAACAUGUCCGCUGGAUCGCUAGGCACACAAAAUUAGCAAAAUUUUAUGCCACUGAGAAUCUUUCGCUGGAGCAUCUCGUCCAUGCAAGAUGUCACGCAAUGUUGUCCUCUCCGUGAAUGGUCGGAAUGGGCUUGACAAAUCAACAUUGAGACAGCAGCCGGAACAGCAUUGGGACCUCGUCAGAGCAGCGUCCACGUCUAUCCAUGGAAUCAAUGGCACAGACGCACCAGAAGCAGUCCCAGGCGAACCUGCCGGUUUGCUCUCUAUCGAACUGCUUGAAUCUGAGUCCCGCCCAGAGGGUUUUGUUGUCAAAACUCUAGCCCAAGUGCCAGAAAACAGAAUUCCUCAAUUGACAGAAAUCCUCCCUCACCGGGAUGUUGUUUUUCAAGCAAUCGGGGGUGAUGGAGAGCCAGGCAGGAAAGGAGGCGACGGUACACCAGGGCGCGAUGGCAUGCCGGGGACAAAUGCAAGUAAAGCGCAGGAUGCUACUAAUGGAACUGCUGGUGGAACUGGAGGACGUGCUGGAGCGGGAUCGAACGGUGCAGAUGGCGGCAAGGGGGGAAUGAUCAAUAUUUGCGUAGAUGAAGAUAACACUCACCUGCUAUUGGCCACGACCUGGGAUAUAUCUGGGGGAAAUGGAGGAGGAGCUGGAGAGCAUGGAAUUCCUGGCCCUGGUGGCAAAGGGGGCGAAGGUGGGCGUAGCUUUACCUGGAACAAAAUGGCUAUCAAUAUCGUUGUACGGAAAAUUGCGCUGGACGGACAACUCAGCCUGCUUCGAACGUAAAGGCUCUUGCUAGCCGCACAGAUCCACGAAUGGCUCUGGUCAACACG